CUACCUCGCCGCUAGGGCGCCAAAACCCCCAAUCCUAUUGUGCUCACAGCAACCCCCAAUUUCUCUACUGUCAAUUGCCAAAGCCCAAGGGUCGGUGUAAAUUUGGGGGAAACUACUUGGACUCGAUUUAUGCAAUUUCUUGCUAUUCUUCAUUUCAAGACUGGGGAGCACGUGAAUUGGCAGUUUCGGUGGUGGUAAUUUCAAUAUUUUUGUGCAUGCUCAGAGGAAUGUGAGACUUAUCUUUACGGAUUCAUCCAGUAACAUGCUCUGUAGAAUCACUAGCUAUCUAUUCUAUGGUUAUCCUCAACUUGUAUAAUUUUUAUUUCGCCGAAUUUACUUGUCCCUUUCUUGCUUUUUAUAUGGCAGAAUUAUCCAUCUUGCCCAACUGAAAGAACGAGAAUAUGCCCUUUGCUUCUGCUUCCAUGGCAAAAAGGAGUGAAGAGCUAGGAUUAAGCUUAAUGAACACUGAUUCUGCUAACCAUGACAGGAUUCCUGGUGGUUGCCACCCGAAUGAUACAACCGCCCCUCUGCCUCUGGUUUCACCAUCUCCUUUCCCCCACUGGAAUUUGCAUGAAACAUCUCAACAUUAUAACAAUGAACCAGCUGGAGUUAAUUCAAUGAUUGAUUCCUCUCAGUUCAGAAGUUAUCAGAAUUUCCAGAUGGACCAUAAUUACUCACACAGAGCAGAAGAACAUAAUUUCCUUCCAUGCAGACCAGAUUCUCGUUUUCCAUGUCCAGAAGGAUACAUAGGGUGGCCAUAUCAAUAUGACAGGCACAAUAAUCUAGCAAUCCCUUCCGAUGUGAGGAAUACUUCCUUCAAUCUAAAUAAUUUUGAGAAGCCUGACAAUGGUGGGAUGUGUGUGACCCCAAUUUACGGUUCGGCUAGCAGGCUACAAAUGGUCAACCCUACUGGAACAGCAAUGAGUGCUAAUAUUGGUCAGCCUUCACUAGAUAUGAAUUCGGGAAUGGCUCUGUGUAAUCCAAAUCAAGGUUGUGUAGAACCAUUGCUUACAAUAGGAAAACAUGAUGAAAGAUAUAUGACCAUGGGUUCUGGAAGUAAUAACAAAGAGUCCAAAUCCAGUGCUGUAACACCAAAAUUCAAUGUGACUGGUAAUUCUGAGAGGGCAUUUCUUCCUCCAAUCAAUUCAUAUCACAAUCAUCUGGGUAGCAGAAGUUCCUUAAACCCUGGUUUUGACAUGAAUGACACCUUUUCUGCUUUUCAGAAUGACAGUGGAUUCAUAUCUGAUUUAGCUCCUUCAGGCAAUCAUGAAGCUCUGUUUGAUUCUAUACCUGGUUUACGGUUGGGGCCAUCAUAUGCUUUUCAAUGGCCAGCUGCUGGUGAGCAAAACCGUUAUUUAGGGCAGUUCAACAGGGAUUUAGGUCUUGCAGGUAUGGAAUUUACAGAUGUAGGUCUCACAAAUGGCCUUGAAAGAUGCAUGGAUCUAAAUUCAUUGCCAAUUGUUGGCAGUCAAACUAUGCCUUUUGAAAGUCGACAGAGCUGGGCGAAUAGACAGCUAGUUCCCUCUUCAAGUGGAGUAGUAACUGAUAAUUUGCCUACUGAGAUGUUACCUAAAAAUAAUGAUAAGUUCUCAUCACAGUUUUUUUCUAGUCCUCCUUUAGCUGUGGCCACUAGAAGCACCAGAGGGCAAGAUCUUUCAAGUAAUCCUGGUCAAUCACAGGCAGGUGGUUCUAUUCAGCAAUCAAACUCUCUUCUUCGACCACAAUCUACUUCUGAUGUAGGAAUACAAUCCGGAAUGGGAUAUAUGACUGCUCAAGUUUCAAGGCCAUCCAACAUGUCAUCUCUAAAGAGAGCUGCUUCCCAACCACUGUCAUCCACUGUCCAGAAUCAACACAGGAAGACUCUACCAACUCAGUUCAGACAUCCAUCAAUUCCAAAUUGGAACAGAUUGGCUCCAUCAGUCCCAAAUACAUCCCGAGCAAUGUCUCCCUUGAUCCGCCCAGCCCAAUCUCUCACAGCCCAAGCUCCUCCUCACUCUGUUGUUCCUCCAUCAUUCCCGACGACUUGGACUAAAUCUGUUCUUCAAGCCCCAAACACAACCCGGGCAAUUCAUUCCAAAAUGCACACAGCUACAUUUCUUGCACCUAAUGACAAGAGAAUCUCUUCUUUCCACCACCCCUCAUCCCAUACCUCACCUCGUACAAACCAAUCUAACCAUCAAAUGUUGGCUCAGGCUUUGGCUCACCAACGUUUGAAGGCUCCAAUUAUACCAUCUGCUCCCCGCAUUGCUUCCAAUUACAUUAAAUUUAAAGAUCAAACAGCAGAACCAAGUGGUUAUAAAUGCCUUUUGUGCAAGAGGGAUCUCUCCUACGCACCAGAAGGGCCUAUUUCCCAGCCACCUGUUCCGCCUGCUACUGCUGUUCUACCAUGUGGCCACACCUUUCAUGAUUACUGUUUGGAGCGAAUAACCCCUGAUGACCAAUCCAAAUAUCCUCCAUGCAUUCCUUGUGCUCUUCUCGAGUAGUGAAUUUAGGCUUACAUUUUGAAUUCUUCCUUUUUGAUCUCAAAAGUUCUUGGUGGUAAGAAAAUUGAAAAAAAACAGAAUUUUGGAGAAGAGGUAGGCCAUUAUUAUAUCAUAGUAAGGUUAAAUUAUAUUUAUAUGUGAA
Glycine soja is the source of this 2625-nucleotide messenger RNA. RefSeq lists its product as uncharacterized. NCBI's taxonomy places the organism in Eukaryota, Viridiplantae, Streptophyta, Magnoliopsida, Fabales, Fabaceae. The record is from RefSeq and is a predicted model, not a curated record. The transcript is spliced from 5 exons. The coding region runs from base 402 to 2483 and encodes 693 amino acids.